Cylicocyclus nassatus is the source of this 2436-nucleotide messenger RNA. NCBI's taxonomy places the organism in Eukaryota, Metazoa, Nematoda, Chromadorea, Rhabditida, Strongylidae. The record is from the annotation of a GenBank genome assembly.
AUGAUUAAAGACGCAUUAUAUGCAGUAACGCACGGUCAGGAUUUAUCCUACGACCUUGCUAAAGAUACAAUGAACAAGAUUAUGAGCGGUGAUGUACCCGAGGUUCCUAUGGCUGGUUUCUUGUGUGCUCUUGCAGCGAAGGGCCUUACUGUAGAUGAGGUUACGGCGUUUGCUGAGGUUAUGCGCGAAAAGGCCGGUUCUGUUCCUCACGAAGGCACUGUUGUAGAAAUUGUAGGUACUGGCGGUGAUGAAGCUAAUACGUUUAACAUUUCUACCACAUCUGGUUUCAUUAUUUCCGCAGCAGGUAUUCCUGUAGCAAAACAUGGUAACCGUAGUGUAUCUAGUAAAUGUGGCGCUGCAGAUUUGAUUGAAGCGUUGGGGGCUAAAUUAGAGCUUAACGGCGAGCAAAACGAAGCGGUUCUUAACAAAGCGAAUAUGUGCUUCAUGUUUGCUCCUGUGUAUCACCAAGCUAUGAAAUAUGCAGGUCCUGUACGUAAGGCUUUGGGCGUGCGCACUGUGUUUAAUAUUCUUGGACCUUUGGCAAAUCCAGCAGGCGCAACUGUGGAGUUGAUGGGUGUUUACGACAAAACUUUAGUAGAACCAUUGGCCCGCGUAUUGGCUAACCUUGGCGUGAAACGCGGUGCUGUGGUACAUGGCUUCGACGGCCUUGAUGAGAUUACAGCUAUCAACAAAACGUACGUAUGCGAAAUUAAUAAUGGUACUUUCACAAGUUACAAAUUCGAUCCUAAGGACUAUGGUUUCGAAUACGCUGAUAAAACUGAGCUUGAAGGUGGCGACGCAACAGUAAAUGCUGAGAUUACACGCCGCGUUCUCGGUGGUGAGCAAGGCGGUAAACGUACCGCAGUUCUUCUCAAUGCUGGCAUGGCGAUUUACCUUGCAAAAGAUGGUAUUACAUUAGCAGAGGGCAUUGAAGAGGCGAAACAUAUGAUCGACUCUGGCAAGGCGCUUGCUACAAUGGAACAGUUUGUGAAAGCAACUCAAGAGGUGGAAUCUCCAGAGUCUGUGAAAGCAGCGGCUUUAGCAUUACCAUCUGAUACAGGAUUUCCUUUUGAAGCAGCCCUUCGUCAGCAAGAUUUCAAUUUCAUUUGUGAAGUGAAAAAGGCGUCUCCCUCCAAAGGCAUCAUCGCUGAGCACUUCCCGUAUUUAGAGAUCGCGAAAGAAUAUGAAGUGGCUGGUGCUGCGGCUAUCUCUGUUUUGACGGAGCCAGAUUUCUUUAAGGGUGAUAAAAAAUAUUUGCAAGAAAUUGCAAGCACCGUAAAAAUUCCUGUGCUUCGUAAGGACUUUAUCAUCGAUGAAUACCAAAUCUACCAAGCAAAGGUAUGGGGCGCUAGUGCAAUCCUAUUAAUCUGUGCAUGCCUCGAUGUGCCUACGCUGACAAAGUUCCGUGAGUUAGCUGAUUCUCUUGGCUUAUCCUCUUUGGUAGAGGCGCAUGAUGAACAUGAGGUACAAAUGGCUAUCGAUUGCGGUGCCCGCAUUAUUGGCGUUAACAAUCGUAACCUCAAGGACUUCACUGUAGAUGUACAAAAUAGUGUGCGCUUGCGCAAUCUCGUGCAAGACGAUGUGAUCUUCGUAUCUGAAAGCGGGCUAGAAACGCCGGAGGAUAUCCAAGUAUUGCGGGAUAACAAUAUCGGCGUAGCCUUGAUGGGGGAAACCUUCAUGCGCUCUCCCAAUAAGGUUGAAAAGUUAGCCUAUCUUUAUGGACCCACAUAUUAUACGCCUAAGAUUAAGAUGUGCGGUAUUUCUAAAGUGGAAACUAUCCUUGCUAUAGUCGAUGCAAAGCCUGAUUAUAUGGGCCUUGUAUUUGCACCAAGUAAACGACAAGUCACUGUAGAUCAAGCUAAGAUUUUAGUAAGUGAGCUACACAAACAAUAUGCAAAUCGAUAUAACAGAGAUGUCAUACAAUGGAGUAAUGAUGUAGUACAAGCUGGAACUAUAACUGAUGUAGUACAAGCUGGAACUAUAACUGAUGUAGUACAAGAUGGAACAAUAAUUAACGCAUUGCAAGAAGAAACAGCAACUGGUGAUGCGCAUGAAGGGACACUGACUAGUACAGAAAAUAUAAGUCCGACACUUAUACAUCAAGAAUUUAUUAAAACGGUAGGCGUUUUUGUCAAUGAAACGCUAGAUAAUCUCGUUACGAUUGCCACAGAAGUAAAUCUUGAUGCGGUGCAAUUGCACGGUGAUGAAGAGGAAGCUUUCAUCCAAUCCUUAAAAGAACGUACUAAUGUAGAGGUUUGGAAGGCUGUUCAAAUCCGCAGUGCUGCAGAUGCAGAAAAAUGGAUUGAUAGCAGUGCUGAUAUGCUCUUGUUUGAUGCAUAUCACAAAGACGAGCGAGGCGGUACGGGUGAAGUAUUCGACUGGUCUUACUUAGAUGAGUUUGAACGACCGUUUUAUGCUCGCUGGUGGUAUAGAUAG